AUGAGCUGGAAGGUAGUUGGCACUUGGGACAUCUUGGCACCAUUGACCUCCCCCCAAAAAGGAUAUGUUUCUUGCUUUGCACCUGUGGGAUUAGCAGCAUUUUUGCUGGUAGCGGCGCCGGACCAAGGAGUCACAGCAAACUUCAGUUUGUAUUUUGCACACCUUCAGUUUUUGUUCCCUCUCCUGCCUCUCCUCGGGGUGACCAAUGGACAGUUGCACAAUGAUGGCGCAAAAACAUCGCAGCAACGAUGUUCCCUCGCCAUGGGUGUCCUGACGCUUUACACUUCCUGCAGCCUGGUGGCCUUGGGUGUUUCUAAGACUUUGCAGUUGGAUGAUUUCCGGCGGCUCCGGAGGGAGGCCUCCGCACUGCUGGGCGAACGCCCAAGUUUCUUGCGGAGUUUGGAGGGCCCCAGAAGACUUUGGGGCCAUGGAAUGGAAGGUGUUGGAUUGGGUCGCCCCGAGAUCAUCGUGGACAUCGAUUUCCAAGGUGCAACGCAUCCCCAGCCAAUUUCGAUAAGGUUGUACUUCUCGGAAGGCAAGAUCAAUGCAAGGUGGCUACUUCCUUCCAGCCCACGGGGGGAGGACAAGCUGAAAUCCUUCAUGGAAAGCCUGCUGAGGGGCAGCCCCUUGUCACAUGUGGUGCCUGCACUCUGGGAGCAAGUCAUCUCACCGGAAGCCCCAUGGGGGGCGACCCGAAGCACAAGCUACCGCGCUCGUACCUUGCACCGUGAACUCUACGGCUCUUGGCUCAGCUUCCUUGAUCCAAAUCUACUGCUUCUUCUCAAGCGGUUGCAACAAGGCUCCACAGGCACUCACACAGCAUGUGGCCGAUGUGUGGGGAAGAAGGGACCUUCUUUCCCGGGCUGGCGGCAACUGUUUUUGAAGCUUGGGUUUGAGGAGAUCAGCCGAGGCGUGUAUGCCUUCCAAGCUAUGACUCCCCGAUUUUGCAGCCUUUUUCUUCAAGAGCUAUCAUGGUUUGAACACGCUGGCUUGAGAAGAUCUCGGCCGAACUCAAUGAACAAAUAUGGGACUGUGCUUGAUGAAAUGGACCUCUCACCUAUGAUUGCACACUUUCAACAACAAGUGCUACAGCCUUUGUCACGGCUCCUUUUCCCUGGCAUUGGCGAUGAACUUGAUGGCCACCAUGCCUUUGUUGUGCGCUACCGGGUUGAAGGGGCUGGAGACAUGGACCUGGCACCGCAUCGUGAUGAUUCGGAAGUCACUUUUAACUUGGCCUUGGGCCGGCGAUGGGCAGGCUGCGAGCUAACCUUCUGUGGCCUUAUGCAGGACCAAGAUGUAUACCAUCAUCGGCUUAGCCACAAGUUUCCAGGUGAAGGCUGGGCGGUGCUGCAUUUGGGCCGCCAGGUGCAUGGCACCGAGAAGAUUCGCUGGGGAGAACGCGCCAAUCUGGUGAUUUGGAGCCGCAGUUGGGCGUGGCGAGCCGCAGGUCGGAUCCACGUUUAA
This is a messenger RNA of Durusdinium trenchii, 1464 nucleotides long. Lineage: Eukaryota; Dinophyceae; Suessiales; Symbiodiniaceae. The record is from the annotation of a GenBank genome assembly.